Zingiber officinale is the source of this 2461-nucleotide messenger RNA. RefSeq names its product wall-associated receptor kinase 5-like. The record is from RefSeq and is a predicted model, not a curated record. Bases 23 to 2320 code for a protein of 765 amino acids. The transcript has 3 exons. Gene Ontology annotation, molecular function: ATP binding; calcium ion binding; protein serine/threonine kinase activity. Lineage: Eukaryota; Viridiplantae; Streptophyta; Magnoliopsida; Zingiberales; Zingiberaceae. Gene Ontology annotation, cellular component: plasma membrane. Gene Ontology annotation, biological process: cell surface receptor signaling pathway; protein phosphorylation.
UUCAGCUAUAGCAGCACUCGCCAUGUCUCUGAUCCUGAUCUCCCUACUGUUGCUGCUGCAGCUGCCUGAAGUUGCAUCUGCUGUGCCUGACAGCAGAUGCCCAACGAAAUGCGGCGACGUGGAGAUCCCUUACCCCUUCGGCAUCGGCGCCAUCAUCGCUAACUGUUCCGGGGAAGGGGAAAAUUGUUUCUUCAACAGUACCGAAACUGCCAUCGGAGCUAACUGUUCCUUGGGAGGAGAUUUCAAUCUAACCUGCAACACCAUGGGAAGUGGACUCAAGAAGCCAUUUUAUUACGAUCUUGAGGUCCUCAAUAUUUCGUUGGCGAUGGGCCAAGUGCGCAUGCUCAACCCCAUAUCCUCGGCGUGCUACAAUCCAAAUUACAACAAUGUCACUGGCACCCGCUGGUCGUUGAAUCUAGAAGAGACCCCAUAUAGGUUCUCUAAUCUCCACAACAAGUUCACUGUCAUCGGCUGCGAUACCCUUGCCUACAUACUCGACUACCACGGGAGCAAUAUUAGCUACUACAGUGGUUGUGUGUCCAUGUGCGAGGAUGAACAGAGCAUCGUCAAUGACUCCUGCUCCGGUAUGGGUUGCUGCCAGACUUCCAUACCCAAGAAUCUCCAAUACUAUGAAGUCAGCUUUGAUGGGAAUUUCAACAACUCGGCUACUUGGAGAUUUAGCAGAUGCAGCUACGCCGCCUUGUUGGAUUCCGAGUGGUUCCCGUUUCAGACAUCUUACAUCACCACGAACCAAUUCAUGCAAAUUAACGGUGAUGGCAGGGUGCCGGUAGUCAUCGACUGGGCCAUUGGAAAUGAGACCUGUGAGGUAGCUAAGCUCAACCUAACCUCUUAUGUCUGCGUCAGCGCUCACAGCGACUGUGUCGACUCCUCUAAUGGUCCUGGUUAUCUUUGCACAUGUUCCAAGGGAUACCAAGGCAAUCCUUACGUCUCCAACGGAGACGGAUGCCAAGACAUCAACGAAUGCAAUCAGUCAAAUUCAUGCUCAGAUGGUGCUAACUGCCAGAACCUUCCCGGUAAUUAUAGUUGUCACUGCCCCAAAGACACGCACGGAAACGCUUACAAUGGAAUAUGCAUCCCGGAUCAGAAGCUUUCCUUGGCGGUGAAGGUGGCUAUAGGUGGUUGCAGUGGUAUAAUCAUUUUGUUACUAUGCGUUAUGUGUCUCUAUAUAGUCUAUCAAAGAAGAAAAUUAGAAGAGAUGAAAAGAAAAUAUUUCAAACAAUACGGAGGUCAUGAAUUAGAGAAAAGGAUGAAGCUGGAAAAAAGCCUCAACAAAUUUAAAAUAUUUGGAAGCAAAGAAUUGGAGAAGGCAACCAAUCAUUUUGAUGACAAAAAUAUUAUUGGGAGAGGAGGAAAUGGAGUUGUGUAUAAAGGAGUUUUGGAAAACCAAGAUGUUGUUGCCAUAAAGAAACCUAAGAUUAUUAACGAGGACUUGAAGAAACAAUUUGGAACAGAGACACUUAUUUUAUCAUAUGUUAACCAUGUCAACAUAGUUAAGCUCUUGGGUUGUUGUUUGGAGAUGGAGAUGCCAUUGCUGGUCUAUGAGUUUGUCCAGAAUGGAACAUUAUUUCAUUUAAUUCAUGAAAAUGAGAACAGAGCUACAACUUUCUUAGAUACUCGAUUGCGGAUUGCUUAUGAAUCUGCUGAUGCUUUGGACUACUUGCACUCAAAAGUUUCACCUCAAAUCAUUCAUGGAGAUGUGAAAUCAUCUAAUAUACUUUUAGAUGUGGAUAACACUGCAAAAAUUUCAGACUUUGGAGCUUCAAAGUUGAUUCCCAAGGGGGAGGAACAAUUUGCUACAUUGUUGCAAUUCACUCAUGGUUAUAUUGAUCCAGAGUGCCUAGUGACAUAUGAGUUGACCUAUAAAAGUGAUGUUUAUAGCUUUGGUGUGGUUCUCUUGGAGCUAUUUACAGGUAAGAAGGCUAUUAAUUUUGAAGAAUCCGAAGAACAAAGGAGUUUGGUGUCGACUUUUACUAUGCUGGAGAAUCAGAAUAGGGUUUCAGAGAUCUUAGACAAUCAAGUGAAAUUGGAAGCCAAUAUAGAAUUUAUUCAAGAACUUACUAAACUUAUCAAACAAUGUUUAAAGUUGAAGGGAGAGGAUAGACCAACUAUGAAGGAGGUGGCCGAGGAGCUAAAUGGAUUAAGAACUCUUAAUCAACACCCGUUCGUAGUGCAACACAAUGUUGAAGAAAUGGAGAGCUUGCUCAGUGGGUUGCCAAAUGAUAAUCGUGCUGAUUCCAAUACUACUUUCAAUAUAGAGAGCAGAUUCACAGGGCAGAGCAAUAUCCAAGAUUGGUUGUAACAUCAAGAAAGAGACAUGAGCUCAAGUUAUGUUGCUACUUUAUUUGUGUGUUUGUUUGCCUACUUAUGUAAUCCUCUAUGUGUUUUCUAGUUUCUAAUCCUUUGCAUUUGUGUGUUUAUUGUCUAAUUUUCUGAAUAAUUU